This is a messenger RNA of Perca fluviatilis (European perch), 1968 nucleotides long. RefSeq names its product thiosulfate sulfurtransferase like domain containing 3 (gene tstd3). The record is from RefSeq and is a predicted model, not a curated record. Gene Ontology annotation, cellular component: mitochondrion. The coding region runs from base 242 to 760 and encodes 172 amino acids. The transcript is spliced from 4 exons. NCBI's taxonomy places the organism in Eukaryota, Metazoa, Chordata, Actinopteri, Perciformes, Percidae. Gene Ontology annotation, molecular function: thiosulfate-cyanide sulfurtransferase activity.
CUUUUGCGCACGCGCAGGUCACUUUUAAUACAUCCGUACUCGGCGGGGUCGUCGUGCGUUCCAGUUCUAACCCUAACCCAUAGGCUGUGUAUAGCCUACUAUUAACAGUCUAUGGUUCCAGCCAAGGAAGGGAUCUUUCCUUGGGCUGAGAAUAGUUGUCGUACGCAGUAUAAUUGCGCCAUUACGGGUUUAUGUUGACAAAGCGCUAAGAGAGUGUCGGUAACCGGGUCACUAAUAUAAUAUGGCUCUCAGAAGGGGGUGUUGGGGAUUUGCAGGGGUUGUUCCGCGGCUGUUCUGGAACACUACCGUCCUGUCUGGGUCUUCCGUUCCGGGAGCACGAAGCUCUGUGUCCAGCCUUGUCAACACUCACCACGGUCGCAAAACUACAGAGUUGCUGCACCGCGGCUUCAGCUCCGCGCCACCGAGCACGGAUGUGAAUUAUGAGCAGCUGAAGCAGCUCCUGGCUGGCCGGAAGGUCGUACUUCUAGAUGUCCGAGAGCCCUGGGAACUCCGGGAGUACGGCGUCAUCCCCGGCUCAAUUAACGUUCCUCUGGGACAGGUGAACACUGCCCUCCAGCUGGGUCCGGAAGAGUUCAAUGAACAGUAUGGUGGUAAAAUGCCCCAGCAGACAGAUAACAUUGUGUUCACCUGUCUGAAAGGGAUCAGGAGCAAGGACGCACUCAACACUGCUGCCUCGCUGGGAUACAAAGAUGUUAAGCAUUACCCAGGUGGAUGGCAAGACUGGGUGAAAAAUGAAUGAAAUGAUCCAGUGAUAACAAAACAGAAAAGAAAUAGGCUUUUUUUUGUUCCAGACUACACAAAUGACUACUUAACUUUGUAUGAUUGUGAGUUAAAAUGAAGCCACAGAUGCAUCUGCAGUUGUUGCUACCAUCAUUCAAUAAAUUAAAUUAUAGUUUUGAUUAACAGUGAUAUUUAGUUGUUUUGUGUUUUGUCAUUUUUUAUUUUUAUUUCUUUUGUACAAUUGAUCAACAAUGUCGGUCAGGUUUAUUACAAACGACAUGAGAAGACAUUUAUUUGAAUAAUUUGUGAUAUAAAUAGGCAUAGAGUGGCUUGCUGAGGUGACAGCCACUAGGACUAAGAUGAUAUAUGGUAUUGAAGGGCCAUGUCUAAUAUCCACUGUGUCUCAGUAUGAAUUUGCCACCCACCCUCCAGGGAACAUUAACAGAUUCCUUCGUCAUCCACGAUAAUGAAUGUGUUUGUUUUUAACUGAGAAAAAUGCCUCUGCUACAGAAUUUCGACCACGACCAUGGACCUUGUUCCCUUUUAACUUGCCCUUUUACAGUUUAGGAUGAAACUCCAAGCAGGACACAGAAAUUCUAUUAUCCUGAUAGGUAAUAAGAUAAGUUUUCUAAAUUAUCCAAGUGCCUCACGGAACUUAGAAGCAGCUUGUUGAUACCAAAUCAUUGACACUGAAUAGGAAACUGACCUCUGAGUGACUUUCCAGAUGCAUGACUAAAUAAUCUGGCUCAGAAGUGUUAAUGCUAUUUCUCUUUAUGUUAAACAGUCUUCUACAAGCAUGACAGGAAAAACUAAAUGUUUGUUCAUGUUUAUAUUUAACUGUCCAAGCAGGCCUGUGAGGCUCACUACACCCUAUCAUUUGGCCUGUUCAAUUAGGAAAACACAAAAUGUAAUACAUUACUCUGAAAGAAAGCAUUAGCUUAGGUGGCUAGCUGAAUGAAUAAUUGAAUGUGGGAGUUGGGGUUGUGUUAGCAUUUGAAGCCAGGCUUCGUAAAUACUGUGAUGGAAAAUACCACAAUGAUGAGUGAUGUUAUUUAGUUGCAACAUGAAAAGAGCUGGUUAGUGGAGAUUGAUUGUUCACAUGACAUGACAGAUUCCACCUCUUCCCAAAAGUCCCAAGCUGCUGCUAGAUCUGAGGUCAGUGGAAAGGAAUAGAUGCUUGCUUAAUCCAUCAAGACAUGUUUAGUACAAUAAAUUUAAAAAAUGUUA